Molecule: messenger RNA, 1488 nt
Organism: Cyphellophora europaea CBS 101466
Lineage: Eukaryota; Fungi; Ascomycota; Eurotiomycetes; Chaetothyriales; Cyphellophoraceae
Exons: 1
Coding region: 1-1488 (495 amino acids)
Molecular function (GO): lyase activity
Source: RefSeq, a predicted model, not a curated record
AUGUCUACCAACGGCACGCAUGCAACCAAUGGCCAUGCCACGAAUGGCACGGAGUACUCUCUCAAACCAGGUCUGGCCAACUCUCUUCCCAUCACCUCCAUCAUCGCGCAAUGGGUCUCCACAACUACCACCGCCUCACUGAAUUCUAGCAUGCGCAACAAGCUCUCCGACCUCCUCCUCGAUAUGGUCGGCAUCAGCGCGGCGGCAGCGCAAUCUUCCGCUUCCACCCCAGCAAUUGUUGCUGCAAUCACCUCCCUCUCACCACCGGGAUCUGGAAGCUGCACAGUGUUGACCAAAGGGUCCACGUAUCCAGCACACAUUGCUGCACUGCUCAACGCGACAUUUGGACAUUCAUUGGACUUUGACGACACUCACGCCGCCAGCACUCUGCAUCCCGGAGUCUGCGCCAUCUGGGCAGCAGUUGCGCAAGCGGAGCUCUCUUCCAAUACGGACGUCGACCGCUUCCUUCUCGCUGUCAGCGUUGGCUAUGAAAUUACCUGCCGCCUGGGGACCGAGCUUGGCUACAGCGCGUACUCGCGCGGCUUCCACAAUACCUCGACUGCCGGCGUCUUCGGAGCUGUAGCUGCCAUCGCGGUGCUCAAAGGGUUGCCCGCGCCGACAAUCGAGAUGGCAUUUGGACUUGCGGGCUCGCGUGCGGCAGGCAGCAUGCAAUACCUCGACAAUGGGAGUCACAACAAGCGUUUGCAUCCUGGAUUCGCAUGCCACGACGCGUUCGUCUGUGUUGCGCUGGCGGAGCAGGGCGUUGUGGGCGCGACGCGAAUCUUUGAAGGGAAGAUGGGGUUCCUGAAUGCAUACAGUCCGAACCAAGAGAAGGAUUUGAGUCGCAUUAUCAAGGACCUGGGUGAGGAAUGGGUGUUUGUGGAAACAAGUCUCAAACCUUUCCCUGCCUGCCGCAUGACGCACGGAGGAAUCGAAAUGGCGGACAAGCUGGCUAACAAGCGGCGCCAAAAGGGGAUCACGAGCAAUGCGGACCUCGUCAAGGACGUAAAAAGCAUUGAGGUCAGGUUGAGGACUGCCAAUAUGAGUCUCGUUGGAGAUCGGACGGAGAACAAGGUUCACCCGAAGGCGGAGGUGGAUGCUCAGUUCAGUGCGUACUUUCAGGUCGCGCAUGCUUAUCUGUGGGGAAGUCAGCAAGGCGUCAAGGCAUAUGGGCGACUGGGCGAUCAGGAUGUGUCGGCCUUGUGUGACAAGAUCAAGUGUGUGGUGGAUGAUGAGGAUCCAGGGUUGUUGGGCAUGGGAUCAAGAAUCAUCGUUGAUUACGAGGAUGGAUCCAGAGAAGACACAACCAUCACGGAACCGCUGGGUGAACCGUCGCAUCCAUUCGAAAGGUCUGCCGUCGAGCUGAAGUUCAAAGGGUGCAUGGAGCCCGUCUACGGCCCUAAAACAAGUCAAGAGGUGCUGAAGAUGGUUGAUGGGAUUUCGAAGGGACAGGGAAGUGUUACAGAACUGAUGAAGCUCUUGGCUUGA